Oppia nitens is the source of this 980-nucleotide messenger RNA. RefSeq names its product keratin, type I cytoskeletal 9-like. Lineage: Eukaryota; Metazoa; Arthropoda; Arachnida; Sarcoptiformes; Oppiidae. The record is from RefSeq and is a predicted model, not a curated record. The transcript has 2 exons. Bases 83 to 814 code for a protein of 243 amino acids.
UUAUUACCUAUUGAUUAGUAUCGUAUAUUAUAGUUGAAUAAAAUGGUUAAAACGCAAUAAAUUUUUUUAAUAAAAAAUAAUAAUGUUAAAAUUUAAUAUAUUUUGUCUAAUUGUUAUCGCAUUGUUUGUGAUCCAAACAAUUAACGGAAGUACCAGUGAAUCCCAAUUAAGUGACAAUGAAGUACUAGAGUUGUCCAAAAAGUUCAAUGAAGUGGUCAGAAAAGUCAAUAAUAUACUGAAUGGACCGCUACCUAAAAAAGAUGUUAUGUUAAAAUGGGGGCUAAGAUUUAGGGGACCCCGACGAGGUUGGCGACCUUGGAGACCUUGGCGACUAAAUAAUAGACGUCGUAAUUGGGAACCUAAUGUUGUACAUCAUGUUGUACACCAUGGAGGACAAAAUGGUUGGCAAAAUGGUGGACCUGGAGGUGGACCUAGAGGUGGACAAAAUGGUGGACAAAAUGGAUGGCAAACUAGUUGGCAAACUGGUGGACAAAAUGGUGGACAAAAUGGUGGACAAAAUGGUGGACAAAAUGGUGGACAAAAUGGUGGACAAAAUGGUGGACCUAGAGGUGGACAAAACGGUGGACAAAAUGGUGGAUCAAAAGGUGGACAAAAUGGUGGACAAAAUGGUGGAUCAAAAGGUGGACAAAAUGGUGGACAAAACGGUGGACAAAAUGGUGGACAAAAUGGUGGACAAAAUGGUGGAUCAAAAGGUGGACAAAAUGGUGGAUCAAAAGGUGGACAAAAUGGUGGGUCUAAAGGUGGGCAAAAUGGUGGACAAAAAGGGGGACAAAAUGGUGGGUCUAAGGGUUAAGUCGGUGGUAAGGGAAGGGUAAUGUCUAAAUCUUAACAAUUAAAUUAGAUUAAACAUUAUGUUUCUAUAGUCUAUCAAUAAGUUAUUUAAUUUGUAAUUAAAAUAAUAAUAAAUUAUCUGAUAUUUGUAAAUGAAAUUAAAACUAAAUAAAUAUCACUAUAUUAUU